Molecule: messenger RNA, 1855 nt
Organism: Oryza brachyantha (malo sina)
Lineage: Eukaryota; Viridiplantae; Streptophyta; Magnoliopsida; Poales; Poaceae
Product: transcription factor GTE2-like
Exons: 3
Coding region: 40-1488 (482 amino acids)
Molecular function (GO): protein binding
Source: RefSeq, a predicted model, not a curated record
GCCACCGAGAAGAAAAAAAAAAUCUCGUCGGCUCCACCCAUGACACACCCACGGGCGCGCGCUCCACCGCAGCAGCACGCGAAACCCUCGCCGGCGAUGGCCUCCGCCCGGCUCGCCGGCCGGGGCGGGGCUCACCACCACCAGUGGGGGGAGGCCCGCGCCCCGCUCGCGCCCGUGGCCCCCAGUUCUGACCCUGGCUUUGGCUACCCCCUCCAGCGGCGCGCCAACGGCUCGAGCUCGGCCACGAGGCCGCCGCUGGGGGCCUCCCCGGCGUCCGGCUAUGUGGCGCUGCGGCCGGGCGAGAUGGCCCACCGCGAGGCCCGCGCACUGCUGCGGGACCGCCUCGCCGGGGAGCUCGGCCAGGUCCGCGCCCUCAUCGCCCGGAUCGACACGUGGCAGCAGCAGGGUCAGCCGAAGCGGCGUGGGUCGCCGCCUCGCCGGGACUUCCCCCCGCCUCCGGCGAAGCUCGUGGCGGCGAUGCGGAAGCGGUGCGACCAGAUCCUGGCGAAGCUGCGGAAGGACAAGCGGAGCAUCUGGUUCAACGCCCCCGUGGAAGUCGACCGCCUCGGGCUCCACGACUACCACACCGUCAUCAAGUGCCCCAUGGAUCUCGGCACGGUCAAGGCGAAGCUCGCCGCCGGAAGGUACCCCUCGCACGACACCUUCGCCGACGACGUCCGGCUCACGUUCAACAACGCGCUGCGGUACAACCCUGCCGGCCACGAGGUCCACACCUUCGCCGGCGACCUCCUGGCUUCAUUUGAGAAGAUGUACAAAGCGUCAGUGUCUUGGUUCGAGCAGGAACUCAAGCUCCUUGAGCCACUGAUGCCAGUGCCACCAGAAUUGCCAUCGGCAAUAGCUCCGGCCCAGGUGAAACCAAAGGCAGGGAAUGUGAAAAUGCGGAAGCCAAAGGCAAGGGAGCCGAACAAGAGGGAGAUGACCCUGGAGGAGAAGAACUUGUUGAGGCUUGGGUUGGAGAGCUUGCCGGAGGAGAAGAUGCACAAUGUGCUGCAGAUUGUGCGGAAGAGGAAUGGCAAUCCAGAGCUGGUUGGUGGUGAGAUCGAGCUGGAUAUUGAUGAGAUGGAUGUUGAGACACAGUGGGAACUUGAUCGAUUUGUCAACAACUUUAAGAAGGCGCUCAACAAGAGUCGACGGGCUGCCAUUGUGAAUGGUGAAAAUGCCGAUGUCAUUGAUGCUUCCGUGGCUACCGAUAGUGAUGUGCUGGUGAAUAGCAGUGCCCCUACGAUGGUGGACAACGGUGAUGUGGUCAUGGAAAUAGAGAACAAGGAUCAUGAAAGGAGUACUACACUGGCUGAGCAGUUAGAUGAGUAUGUAGAUAUUGGGGAUGAAAUGCCAACAGCAACCUACCAAUCAGUGGAGAUUGAGAAGGAUGCUGAGGUCGUGAGCAGUGGCUCCUCAUCAUCCAGUGAUUCGGGGAGCUCAAAGGACAGUGUCUCAGAAUCUGGCAAUGCCCACUCCCUGAUAUAAUGCAGUCGUUCUAACAUUAGGAUUCAAGUAGGUGGGUGAUUAAUUUCCAUUUGUGUGAUUGUUGUAGAGGCACCAAAAGUGUAGAUGUUUUGUAAGUUGAUUAGGAGGAGUGGGUAUCUGCUUGGAUUUAGUCAAGAUAGUAUGUAGUGGGUGAAUUGGCUUUGUGGGUAUUCUGAUAGCGCAGGUUUUCUUUGUACAUAUAGUAAGUGAUAAGUGGAGACCACGGUAGCAAUUGGUAAACUUGUCAUUCGUCAGGCUUUCUGAUCUGAAGAAGUGGACAUGGUUCAUUUGGGUGUCUAUCCUUCUCAAUACAGUUGUUUUGUUACAACUGUCAUAUACCCUUAAUACUCUUCUAAUAAUUUGAUGU